AUGUUUAAAAGUCAUCUAGAAAUGAUCGGCAGAAAUGAGACGCCGUCGAAGAAAGCCAGGUUUUGGCAGUCCUUCGUGCGGUCUCUAAAAGGAUCAGAAGACAUCAGAGCGGAGGAGAGGUACAGGCCUACGCGCCGUAGCGUUUUCCCCGAGCUCCUGUCUACCUAUCCCUACUCCAAGUCCAUCUACGACGACCCCAUCGGCGCCGCAGAGAGGAUCACUGUGCCCGGAUAUCGCUACCUGCCAGUCCAUCGCGAGGUCUACGGGUACUCUCCGCGUCCAAUUUACGCGCACAACUACCCCAGCUCCCUCGACCGGUACAGGCCAAUUUACCACGUGCCGAGGCGUAUCCGACGCGGCGUCGAUCCCUUCGACGCUCACAAGGCGUGGCAAGACCAUUUAGACAGGCUGGCUGCCAUCGACAGGCUGUAUCCCUCUCGUUAUGGCCUCUACCUGAAGGACCGGGCGUACCCCAUCACCGACCUAACCGCACCAAUUAUCGACCCUCUCGGACCCAAGAGCCUUAAAGGCAUCGAAUAUGAACCUGACUCCAAACCUCACUGGGGAACAGGAGCGUGGCCGGCGAGGAUAUCGGACGCGUUCAAAAGGGACCCAUUUUUCGCCGAAGCCGAAAAAUGGGCGGACUUUGAUCGCGGACUCCGAGGGAAAUCCCCGACACCGGUGAAGCCAAGGAUAAGCCCGCCUCGCGAUAGUGAGGUCGCUUUUGAUGCCGAUGGUGCUCCGUUGUACAACGCCGGCGGCUUGAGGCGUCCCUGGGCUGACAUUUUCAACCCGAGCCCCUCACUGCCAAUCUCGGCGAUAACUCGGGACCCCUUCUGGUACGACUGGCCGUUGCUGAAACCGCUCGCUAGAUGGGACCGCAGCCCUUCCUACAUCCGCGACUCAUACCUGUCGCCAGUCAAACGCACCUUCCUCUGGGACAAGCACCCGAUCAGGCCUUUAGCCGCCGCUUAC
Molecule: messenger RNA, 975 nt
Organism: Iphiclides podalirius (scarce swallowtail)
Lineage: Eukaryota; Metazoa; Arthropoda; Insecta; Lepidoptera; Papilionidae
Source: the annotation of a GenBank genome assembly